Syngnathoides biaculeatus (alligator pipefish) is the source of this 4283-nucleotide messenger RNA. RefSeq names its product titin-like. NCBI's taxonomy places the organism in Eukaryota, Metazoa, Chordata, Actinopteri, Syngnathiformes, Syngnathidae. The record is from RefSeq and is a predicted model, not a curated record. The coding region runs from base 163 to 3372 and encodes 1069 amino acids. The transcript has a single exon.
UACAUAUCUCAACCAGCUUCAAAAAUAGAGGAUAUAUGUACAUUAGAGACAAUUCCAGAAGACAUAUUUGAUCCUGUUCCAAGCACGGUUUUAGAGUAUGACUUAUCCGUUAGGAUCAACAAAAGACAAGAAAAUAAACAAAUACUAGAGGAGGAGUGUCCCAUGUCCACUGUAUCAAGUACAUCCACCGUAACGGUUACUGUGAGCAAAACAGAAGGGGCAGUGUCAGAUUCAGGACCUCUGUUAAUGUCACAAUCACAGGGAAAGAUCAACACAUCGGAUACAGAGGGCUUAUUAGAACAAUUGCCAAAUACAAUGGAUAUAUCCAGAUCAGUGUCGAUUACAGAAGACACAUCUUCUUGCAUGCCAAUUACCUGUGUGGAGUCCGACAUCUUUAUCAAGAUCAACAAAAGACAAGAACCCCAGGAAACAAUUGGGGUGGAAUCGCCAAUGUCUGUGCCAUCAUGUUCAUCCACAAUAUCAGUGAUUAUGAACAAAACAGAGGAAAUAUCGGCUUCAGUGUCAUUGCCACAAUCACAUAAAGAGAUCCAUGUGUCUGAUAUGGAGGACAAAUAUAUAUUGUCAUCGUUACAUGAAGGGCUCCUCUCACCUGAACCAAUAUCAAACACAGGAGACAUAUCUGAACUUGUUCCAAAUGGCCAAAUUGCAGAAGACGUAGUCCUCCCUGGCCCACUUAGUUAUGUAGAGUCAGACAUUGUCAUCAAAAUCAAUACAUGCCAAGAAGCAGCACGAGAGGAUUCGUCUACUGUGUCAGUCGUUGUGACCAAAACAGAUGGGCUGGAAUCACAUGAAGAGAUCCAUAUAUCAGGUACAGAGAAUAUAUUGACAGUGGUGUCAUCAAAUGACAAGAGCCUGUCAUUUAGUACAGAAACUAUAUCAGGUCGAGUAACAAAUACACAGGAGGACACAUUGGCACGAGUCACAAAUAUACACGACCCAUCUGGAGCAGUGUCACAAUCACAUGAAGACAUCACUACAUCUGACACAGAGUAUAUAUCUGAACCAGUGCUAAUUGCGCAAGACAUAUCCACUUCUGUCACAAAUACCUGUGCAGAGCCUGACAUUUUUAUAAAGCUGAGUACAAUACAAGAAACAGCAAGAGAGGACUCUCCUUUGUCAACUGUAUCAAGUCUGUCACUUACUGUGAGCAAAACAGAAUCUGGACCAGCGUUGUCGCAAUCACAUGGAGAAGUCCAUGUAUCUAAUGCGGAGGAUGUAUCCAAACGAUUACAUGGAGAGAUACAAUUAUCUAAUAUAGAUGGUAUAUCUGAACAACCAAAUACAGAAGGGAUAUGUGAACUGCAGAGAGAGAUCACAGCCUCUGAUACAAUGAUUAUAUCGGAACAAAUACCAAGUACCUCGCUAGAGUAUGACUUCUCUAUAAAGAUCAACCAAAUCCAAGAGACCCAAGAAACUGUAGCAGUAGUUGAGUCUCCAUCAUACACAGUGUCAAGUUCCAUCUCUCUAUCAGUCACCAUGAAUGACACAGAGGAAAUGUCAAUCCCAGCACAAUUUUCAUUGGUAGAAUAUGAUGUUAUGAUAAAAAUUGACAAUACUGAGACUCCAGCUGAGGAAUAUCCUAUGUCAACUGUGUCAAGUUCUUCCACUGUAUUAGUCAGUUUGUCAAAUACAGAAGAAACGUCAGGAUUGGUGUCACAUCGAGAAGUUCAGGUACCUGAUUGGGAUGAAUUAUCUACUGUGCCAUCACCCAUAGAGGUAAAACCUGAAAAAGUGCCAUCACCACCCACAGAAAUCAUUGAACCAAUUAUAGAGGAGAUAUCUGUACAAGAAACUCCAGUGUCUGAUACAGAAGAUUCGGUUCCAUCACCGGAGAAAGAGACUGUUGCGGUUGAGCCAGAAGACUUAACUGUGGCAUCAGAAGACAGCAAGAGCGGUUCAUCUGAACACCUAUCAGAGCAAAAUACAGACGAUAUACCUUGCCCAGUGCUAUCUCCACAUGGAGAGAUCACUUUAUCUGAUACAGAAGAUUUGUCUGAACUCGAAAAAGACAUCACAGAGUCUGAUAAAGAGGAAACGGAGACUGUUCCAUCCCCACUUGAAGAAACUCUGGAUGUUCCAGUGGAACCAGUACCUUCACCUCAGGAAGAAGAAAAUGAGGAGUCUGAUGGAGAGGUCAUAGUUGAGCCAGUGGAGUCAGAGGAUGAAGUGAUCCCUGUACUUGAUGAACCUGAACCAGAGCCUGAACCGGAACCUGAACCGGAGCCUGAACCAGAGCCUGAACCAGAGCCGGAACCAGAGCCGGAACCAGAGCCGGAACCAGAGCCUGAACCAGAGCCUGAACCAGAGCCCGAACCAGAGCCCGAACCAGAGCCUGAACCGGAGCCCGAACCAGAGCCCGAACCAGAGCCCAUACCAUACAGAGAAAGCCCUGAACCAGUAUCAGAUACUGAGGUACUAUCAACAUCACCCAGUGAACCGCCAUUCAAAGAUGCUGCCACAUCAACUUCAUUGCCAGAUAUAGACGAUAUAUCUACAGCAUUUCCAGUGUCACCACCUCUUGAAGACAUCGAAAAACCACAGAUUGAAGAGAUUCCCAAAGAUCCAAAAUUAACUCAAGACUCUGUAAAAUCAGUCAUCCCCCCUAUCCUAGGUAAAUCUGAGGGGCAUAAAAUGAAGAAACUCUCAAAGGAUGAAAGGAAAGGACCCCAGCCUAAACAGCUACGGCGGCUCUCACCUAUCCCACAGAAAGAUGGUUCUCAGGGACCAAAGAGCGGCUUGGACAAAAAAAAAACGAUAUUGUCUAAGUCAAAGCCAGUGCUUUCACCUAUAAAAUCAUGUGGUGAAUCAGUGUCAAAAUCAAAAGGGAUACAGACCAGUUUAUUGCCUGACACACAGAAAGCAAAGCUUUCGCCCAUUUCUCACAAAACACCAAAAUCAAAGGCUGCCCGUGGUGAUUUCUUAAAAGAGGAAAGCAAAGGUUUCCAGACCCAUAAACAGCGAAUGCUUCCACCGAUUGUGUCUCAAAAACCUAAGGGAAGAAUAUCAUCUAGAAGAGAGAAGCAAUCACCGGAAAAAAAACUGGAGCCCAUCAGAAUUAAUUCAGGCCUUCCAAGCAGUCGGGCACCCUACAAGCCAAGGGGAGGAAUGAUUGUAGACCGAGAACUCAUGCCACUGAGAUUUAAAGCAGAGAUUGAGAAGAACACUUUAUUGGACUUUGCUGAAAGUAGGAAAGCUAAUUUGCCAGAGAUGAAAAAAACGAUAAAAAUUGCACAGGACUCUCUUGAGUCGUCUACGGUUUUAUGCCCAAAUUGUGGACAUAAUGCCUCCCUAAUUAGAUGCAGACAUAAGGCAUUAAAAUGUGACUCUUGGAAUCCAUUUUUAGGGACCUAAUAUGAAUUCUCCUGCGUGCUCUCUUUGACCGAAACUGGCCAAACAUGCGCGUGGAAGUUCCCUCGCCAUGACGAUUUGUCAGCAGACUUCAGUUUUUUCAAGCUGAACACCUUCAUUACUGACUCUGUCUGGUUCGCAGCAUUGGAUCCCCUCCAAGGGUAUUGGCUCACAUUUUCACAAUCUACACAUGGGACUUUUGGUACAAAUCAAGCCUUGUCAACCAAAGAAAUGUUCUUGAUUGGACUGAUGUUGUAUAUGCGGAGAGAGAGCUAUGCACCGCUUUGCAAGGUGGUGGUAAGGGAAUCCCCGGAAGCUAAAAAUGAUGGAAAAUGUGUUGCAUUUCCAGACCAGCAUUCCACCAUUUUCUGCAGGCGGCAUUAGUGAAAGUGAUGUGAAAAUUCUCAUCUUACAGCUUCGUUGUCGUCUGGAUAACAAGUGGGGCUGACAUGGUCAAUCACUGUCGGCGUUAUCUAUAAGGGCUGACUCUACUUCUUUUGGAGGUCUGGUCCCUUUAAUCGUGUGUAAUUAGUUGAUCCAAACGGGGGAUCCAAUUUUUCGAAUGUCACCAUCUUUGAUGGUUCAGUAUGCUGGAGUACUGGCAUCGAAGCUAUAAAUGUUAACAGACUGAAACCGAUCUAUAGGGGUUGGGUAUGUGGUUGGGUUCCAGCUCAGCCACCAAUGUAUUUAAUCUCACUGUGUCAGUGAUCUGUAGAUUAAGUCAUUUCUGCCAAAUGCUGUCAGUUUUUCUUUGACAUAUCUACCUCUACCAGGACUGUUAAUGUCCUGUAACAUUUUAUGUUGCACAGUUGACAGCACUACUGUGGUGCUUUGGUAUUUUAAUGUGACGUCAUACAUUUUUGCAUUAUUGUUUCUUAUUUCUAUGAGAAUACAGUAUAUAUUUCCACUGGGGG